Molecule: messenger RNA, 2132 nt
Organism: Orussus abietinus
Lineage: Eukaryota; Metazoa; Arthropoda; Insecta; Hymenoptera; Orussidae
Gene: Cog8
Product: conserved oligomeric Golgi complex subunit 8
Exons: 10
Coding region: 153-2024 (623 amino acids)
Biological process (GO): intra-Golgi vesicle-mediated transport
Cellular component (GO): COG complex
Source: RefSeq, a predicted model, not a curated record
UGACAGAAAUUUCAAAAUGGCGACCUCCAAGAAUCUGCAAUAUUUGACAGAUGGAAUUCAUUGGUUAUAUUCCUUGUAAUUUGCAGAAUGAAGUGUAAUAAUUAACUUAUGAUUGUAUAAUAUUAAUCGUUGGGUGAAUUAAAUAAGUAAAUAUGGAUAUUGAGACGGAAAAGGUCGUGGAGCUGUUAUUUCCAAAUGGAGCACCAGAUUCUUGGAAAGAGAGCCCGGAGUUUUAUCAAUAUCUGUCGAAGCUUGGUGGAUUCGACCUCGAGCAAUUAAAUAAGGAACCGGAUCACUUGACCGAUGAAAAGAAUAUGGUGGUUCACCAAACGCAAGAGUUAGCAUUUACAAAUUAUAAGACCUUCAUUCGCACUGCGGAGAGCUCUCGAGUAAUAUUUCACCAGUUCAAUGAAACCGAAGAGAGGUUAGAUCGUCUCGUUCAAAAGAUUCCUGCAUUCAUGGAUAAGUGCCAAUCAUUUUGCGAAACCUCUAAAGAAAUUAAUGCACACUGGAGGCUUAACAGCUUGACAUUGACAAAGAACGCAGAGUUGCUAGAAAUUCUUGAAAUGCCACAGUUAAUGGAAACCUGUUUACGGAGCAAUCAGUACAAUGAGGCCUUGGAGCUUUCUCAAUAUGCGAGACAGCUUGGUACUAAACAUGCCGAUAUUCCGAUUAUUUUGUCCAUUGUAGCGGAGAUUGAAAACAGUUGGUCCGGAAUGGUGAGACAAGUCAUUGGAUCUCUAAGAGGAGAUUUACCACUUCCAAGAUGUUUGCAAUUGGUCGGACUUCUGCGCUCUAUGGAAGCAUUUACAGAACCAGAACUUCGCAUUAAGUUCCUUCAAACUCGAGAUAGUUGGCUCCAGGGAUUACUGAAUGCCAUUCCGAAGGAUGAUCCCAACAUUCAUUUGACUAAGACAAUCGAGCUAUCGAGGAUACAUCUUUUUAACAUAAUAACCCAAUACAGAGCACUGUUUAACGAUGAUGGCCACUUGUCAAUGAGCAGAGAUUUUGCUAUAAACGAGUCUGCGAUUUUUUACCAUUGGCUGGAAGAAAAGAUAUCUCAGUUUCUACGGACACUGGAGCACGAUUUGCCUAAUGUAACGUCGAUAGAUUCUAUUCUUGGUCAGUGCACAUACUUCGGACUGUCAUUUGGACGUGUCGGAGCAGAUUUCACAGGACGUAUGUCCGACAUAUUUGUCCGCGUGAUUCGUGAUAAAUUUGAUACAAAUGUAUACAGGGCGACGAGGAAAUUUGAGAAAGACAUGGAAACUUUUACUUUGAUUAAUAAGCUGCAAAGAACUGACGUGAAGACUCACACUCUAGUUAAAUCGGAGAAUCCACCUGAACAGCUCGUCGAGUUCUAUCCAUUGGCAGAAUAUUGCAACGGGUUGAUACACGUGUUUAAUGAAUUCAGAUUAUGUGCUCCGAUAGCAUUAGCUGAUCCGUGUACACGAAGACUGCAGUCUUCCUUAAUUAUGGUAGCAAAAGCAAUGUUAGUAUUUUAUAAGCAGGAACAACAAGCAUUUACAGCUGCUGAGAGGGAAAACAUGGUAAAGUUUGCAGAAUCAUUGAGCGAACACUUGGUACCGUACGUUCAGUACUGUCUUCAAGCAAUUUUUCCACCGAACGAAGUAGCAACCCAUUUGGGCAUUUCUGUCGGAGAAUUGCAAAAAGAGGGAAUUACAUUUUUGGAUGAGAAGGUAAUCCUUGAACCGUUGGCUCAGCUUUUGCCAGUGAGAAGUAUAACAAAAGAUUCAUUAUUACUAAAAUUACCCACGAUUGAGAAGGAUCAAUCGAAAGUUACGCAAGCAAAUGAAACUAUUGUUAAAAUUGAAUCGGAUACAACGGAGAGAGUUCAGAGUACUCCAAUAGUGGAAGAAGUGAUUUUUACCGAAUCAAAAGAUCUUGUCAAGGAAGAUGUUAUGACUGCAAGUGAAUCAUUAACUGAAACAAUGGCAUCACAAGUACAAGAAUUGACUGGUGACAGCACAAAUAUCGAUACUUCUAGUAUUAUGAAUAAUUAAGAAGCUAACAGGAAUUAGCCAUUGUAAAAAAAAACUGAAUUUUAUAUGAUCAAACAUAUUACAUAUCCGCAGAGGUAAUAAAUCUAACACUGCUUGCAGUGUUCGUAA